UGCAUCUCUCUGGGACAUGCAUCACCCCUGCAAGAUGUGGGCAAAGACAGUUACAGGAAAUUUUGCCAAGGUGAUUCAUGGUUUGAAUGCAAAUCAGAUGACAGAUCAAGUAAUUCAGAGAAGUAAGCGAAUGAUUCUGGAUACUCUUGGAGUGGGGCUCCUGGGUACCAGCACUGAGGUCUGCCACAAAGUGGCACAGUACAGCAAGAUCUACAGCUCAGAUUUAUCCAGUACCAUCUGGGGCCACUUGGAUUUCCGACUGCCUCCUCUGUAUGCAGCUUUUGUGAAUGGAGUGGCUGUGCACUCAAUGGACUUUGAUGAUACUUGGCAUCCAGCCACACACCCAUCCGGGGCUGUGCUCCCCGCACUGAUUGCACUCUCAGAGGCCUUUCCUCAGAAGAAAAAGAUCUCGGGUCUUGAUCUGCUCUUAGCUUUCAAUGUGGGAAUCGAGGUGCAAGGCAGAUUGCUGCACUUCUCCAGAGAAGCCAGAAAUAUUCCAAAAAGGUUUCACCCACCGGCUGUGGUUGGUACAAUGGGGAGUGCAGCAGCUUGUGCUAAACUGCUAGCUCUUGACCAGCUGGAAUGUAAAAAUGCCUUGGCUAUUGCUGCCUCCUAUGCAGGUGCUCCAUUGGCUAAUGCAGCAACCCAAAUAAAGCCCCUCCAUGUUGGGAAUGCUGCCAAGCAUGGACUGGAAGCAGCUUGCUUAGCUUUACAGGGCCUUCAAGGAAACAAACAGAUCUUGGACAUGGAGUCAGGGAUGGGUGCCUUUUAUACAGAUUACAGCCCACAGACUCUGCCAACCUUGCAGUCCUACCCCUGGCUCUUGGAGGAGCAAGAUGUGGCCAUCAAACGCUUUCCUGCUCAUCUUGCAACACACUGGGUGGCUGACGCGGCAUCUUCUGUUAGGAGGAAGCUUGUGGAGAGCAGUGAGAACUUGCUCCCCCUUGAUAAAAUUGAAAAAGUCAUUCUCAAAGUCCCUGAGGUCAAAUAUGUGAACAGACCCAGUCCAGCCUCAGAGCAUGAAGCACGACACUCCUUCCAGUUUGUCGCAUGCUCUGCUUUGCUGGAUGGCAAAAUGUCAGUCCAGUCCUUCGCCAGUGAGAAUGUUCACCGGCCAGCCUUGCAAGCACUCCUCUGCAAAACACAGCUGGAGCACCCUCCUGACAACACCCCCAGCUUUGACAGCCUUUACUGCGAAGUGAGUGUCACGCUUUGGGAUGGCAACACCAUCAGCGACCGCUGCACUACCUUCUACGGGCACUGGAGGAGACCUCUGAAAAAGGAAGACUUGGAGAAAAAGUUUCAAUCCAAUGCGCUCGGCAUCCUGCCCACAGAAGCCAUGGAAGGCAUUAUAGAUACUGUGUACAACCUGGAAAAAGUAGAGGAUUGUUCUGUAUUAAGUACAUUUCUAUCAGGACAGUCAGCUAGAGCACUUCCAGAGAAGCUGCGCUUCCUUUGAAUGUUCCAGCCAACACUUACAUGCUCUUCACAAAGCCAAUGCAAAACUCAGGACAAAUUCUUAGUGACUCAAGCAGUUUUAAAUAAGACUCCUGUAACACAAGACCAUAUUCAGUCCAAUAUUGUAGGUUUCGACACAGUAAAUAAUUUGGUGAUUAUGUGCCCAGCUUUGCCAGGCAAAGUGACAGAGACCUGUGAGCACCAGAGUACUGCUUCUGUGAGACAACUCAGUGUCUACAGUGGACCUUGAUAAUGAAUUCUGGGAAUUUUUUUCUUCCUGCAGGAGUACAAAGCCAUGCCAAAUUGAGCUUCUAGGAUAAGCUGCUAACCUUUUGUUCACAUUUGUAGGAUCAAAGCAUGCGCUCUAACACAUAUAAAAUUGUCUU
This is a messenger RNA of Cinclus cinclus, 1844 nucleotides long. RefSeq names its product aconitate decarboxylase 1 (gene ACOD1). Lineage: Eukaryota; Metazoa; Chordata; Aves; Passeriformes; Cinclidae. The transcript is spliced from 5 exons. The record is from RefSeq and is a predicted model, not a curated record. Gene Ontology annotation, molecular function: lyase activity. Bases 17 to 1459 code for a protein of 480 amino acids.